AUGGCUCAACCUCUCGAUAAAGUUUUUACGGUGACCCACAUCAAGUCUCACAUACCCAUUGUCCUCGACAUGCACAAGAUGAACUAUGAUGCGUGGCGUGAAUUAUUUGAAACACAUUGCUACAACUUUGGCGUGUAUGGGCAUCUCGAUGGCACCUCCACUCCGGCAAACGACACGGACACGGCGUGGAAAGAACGUGACGGUAUCGUUAAGAUGUGGAUCUAUGGGACAAUUUCCUCCUCUCUCCUCGACACAAUCCUAAAGACUCAUAGCAGUGCUCGUGACAUAUGGAUCUCUAUCGAGAAUCUGUUUCGCGACAACAAGGCACGGGCAAUUCAGCUCGAAAACGACCUUCGUUCUCUCACCAUCGGUGACAUGACGGUCCUAGACUACUGUCAGAAGCUGAAAACAUUAUCCGAUCUGCUCGCCAACGUCGACUCCCCUGUCACCGACCGUGUCGUGGUGAUGCACAUGCUGUAUGGACUGUCCGAAAAAUUUGACAACAUCGUCAAUAUCAUCAAGCAUCGCCAACCGUUCCCAUCCUUUUCCACUGCCAUAUCGAUACUCAUAGAGAAAGAACGUCGCCUUGCUAAACAAGUCAAAACCGGGUCGUCUUCAUUGGCAAACUCGUCCUCUCCAAACGUCUUGUAUGUCUCCGCUCCCACCCACCAACAAUCCGGAUCUCGCGACUACGCCCAACGUGACGGCACCAAUUAUGGUUACAGAGACAACAACAACGCGGGCUACCGCAGCAACAACAAUGGCAAUAGGGAUCGCGGACGGAUUCGUGGAGGUCACGGUCGGGGACGUGGCCGUCAGCAAUGGCCACAACAACACUGGCCGUUGAACCCUCGGAAUUUGCAAACACAACAACCCUGGUUUGCGACACCAACACCAUACCCGCACUGGCCACAACACAAUUGGAUGCAGCAACAACCGAUGGCCCAUUUAACAACCACAAGUCCAACCGCCGGUCUCCUCGGACAGUCCCCGCACGCACCAGCUCCUCAACCUCCGCAGCUUCCUACCAACAUGGCUGCCGCAUUUGGCACUAUGACCAUGCAGGAUCCCACAGACGGGAGUUUGUACUGGAGCCACAUCGCAUUUGACCGCAUAACCCCGCAUAACCCCGUACCCAUCGGUCAUUGUCAGUAA
Molecule: messenger RNA, 1155 nt
Organism: Camelina sativa (false flax)
Lineage: Eukaryota; Viridiplantae; Streptophyta; Magnoliopsida; Brassicales; Brassicaceae
Source: RefSeq, a predicted model, not a curated record